CUGAAAACGGCGGAAGCGGAAACCGUCACGUCGUGUCGACUCCUCGAAGAUAGCCGAAGAUAUGUUGGAGCUGUAGGAUCUGGUUUCUGACAUCCUGAGACAAGCAAAUGCAGUCAGGGGGAAGAGAGACCUGCAGGAUGUACACUCACUGAGCCAGCAACUGCACCCGAGGAACAUAAAAAUAAGUCUUUGACAGCACAGCAGGUGGACUUUACAAAAGAUCACGGUGGUUUGAUUCCCCACCUCCCCCGCCAGACACCAUGACGUCCUCUAUGCUCCGCCGACAGCUGAAGAACCUGGUCCAGAACUACUCCGAGGCUGAAGUUAAGGUGAGAGAGGCAACAUCUAAUGACCCAUGGGGCCCAUCCAGCACUCAGAUGGCUGACAUCUCUGAUUUGACCUACAAUGUGGUUGCCUGCAACGAGAUCAUGACGAUGCUCUGGAAACGCCUGAAAGACGACAAGAACUGGAGACACAUCCACAAGUCCCUGACACUGCUGGAGUACCUGUUAAAGACUGGUGACGAUCGUGUGCUUCUGAAAAUGAAAGACAACAUCUACAUCGUCAAAGCCCUCACAGAGUAUCGCUUUGUAGAAAAGGAUGGCAAAGAUCAGGGUGCAAAUGUGAGAGAGAAGGCCAAGGUUGUCCUUGUUCUUAUGGAGGAUGAUGAUAAACUAAAGGAGGAGAGAGACUUUGCUGUUAAGACCAGAGAGAAGACAUCAAAAAGUUCUGCUGCCUCAUCCACUGAUGCCAUCAAGGAUCCCAACUACAAGCCAUGCUACGUGGCCGGGGGCUCAGGGCUUCCAUCCUUAGACAAUAUCCCUUCGGUGGCCGAUUUGACUGCUUCCUUUGCUGCCCGCAAAGAGGAGCGUCUUAGACAGGAAGCUGAGAAGAAAGAAGCAGAGAGGAGGGCCAAGAUGACUGAAGAUGAGCUUAAAUGGGAGGAUGCAGGCAAAGGCAAUGACGUUAAAGGAGGUGCUUGGGGAGGAGAGAAAGCAGAGGAGGAGGUGAAACCAGACACAUGGGGAGCCCCCAAAGAACCCAAGGAGGCCACAGAUCCAUGGGGCACACCCACAAGACCAGACACAACUGACACAACAGCCAGCAGUGAUCCUUGGGGGGCUCCAACUAAAACUGAUGAAGAUCCAUUUGCAGCACCAAAAGUUGACGAAGAUCCAUUUGCAGCACCAAAAGCUGACGAAUAUCCAUUUUCCUCACCAAAAGAAGACAAAGAUCCAUUUGCUGCCCCAAAGAAUGGAGAAGAUCCUUUUGCAGCAUCAAAAGAUGAUCCUUUCAAGGCACCAAAAGACAAGGAAGAUCCCUUUGCUGCUCCAAAAGAUAAACCAGAUCCAUUCAGUUCAUCUAACAAUGAUCCAUUCAGUGCACCCAAAGAUGAUCCAUUUAAUGCCCCCAAAGAUGAUCCGUUUAAUGCCCCAAAAGAUGAUCCUUUUAAUGCUCCAAAAGAUGAUCCGUUUAAUGCCCCAAAAGAUGAUCCGUUUAAUGCCCCAAAAGAUGAUCCUUUUAAUGCUCCAAAAGAUGAUCCAUUUAAUGCCCCCAAAGAUGAUCCAUUUAAUGCCCCCAAAGAUGAUCCAUUUAAUGCUCCAAUAGAUGAUCCGUUUACUGCUCCAAAAGAUGAUCUGUUUACUGCUCCAAAAGAUGAUCUGUUUACUGCUCCAAAAGAUGAUCCGUUUACUGCUCCAAAAGAUGAUCCGUUUACUGCUCCAAAAGAUGAUCCGUUUACUGCUCCAAAAGAUGAUCCGUUUAUUGCUCCAAAGGAUGACCCAUUCAGUACCCCAAAAGACGAUCCCUUCACUGCUACCAAAACACUACCUAAAGAAGAUCCUUUCUCUGCUCCAACUAAACUUAUCCAAGACGAUCCUUUUGCUUCACCAACAACACCACCCAAGGAGGAUCCUUUCUCUGCACCAACUAAACCUAUAAAAGAUGACUCCUUUGCUGCUCCCACAACACCUCCUAAAGAAGAUCCGUUCUCUGCUCCAACUAAACUUAUCCAGGAUGACCCUUUUUCUGCACCAACAACACCACCUAAAGAGGAUCCGUUCUUUGCUCCACCCAAACCCACAAAAGACGACCCUUUCUCUGCACCAACAACACCCCCUAAAGAGGACCCAUUCACAGUGCCAUCCAGCCCACCAAAAGAUGAUGCCUCUGAUCCCUUCAGCGCCCCUUUGGUGAGCUCGCCCCAAGGCAGUGCAGAUGCGUGGGGAGCCCCUGCUAGCCCUCCACCUGCCACCGGGUCAGAUCUGUGGGGGGCUCCAUCUGCUCCAAAGGAAACAAAAGACGGAGAUCCCUGGGGGGACGGGACAAGCGCCUCCUCACCGAUUGAUAGUUCUAAUGCAUUUGGGGAUGCAUCUAAACCAGACAAUGACCCAUGGGGAGUCCCAGCUGCAGCUCCAGUUAGCACAGAUGAUGCUUGGGGUUCACCUGCUCCGCCAUCAGACUCCUGCCCAUCUAGUGACCCCUUUGGAGACGGAGCAUCUAAAAAAGAUGACCCUUGGGGUGCAUCGAGCAGUGCACCUAGCAAUGGGACAGGAAAGCGAACAUCGCAGGGAAAGGAGACAAAUAGAAAGACUGCUUCGUUUCUGGGUUCUGCGGGGGCGUCACUUGUUGACUUGGAUGAUCUAUUUUCUUCUAACCCCAAACCAAAACAGCGCCCCCAUGUCAGCACACUUAACGCCCAGACAGAAGUCAUUGGCAAUUUCAAAGCCAGGGGCAUGACACCUGGCCCUGUGGUCAGACCAGGGGCUGUUGCAGGGAUGUCCCCUCCUGAAACAUCAGCCCCAUACUGCAGACCUUUUGGUUCCACCCUUACUCCCUCCUUUGGUGCACCUUCUCCCACUUUUGGAGCUGCUGAAACUCCCCUAUUUCAGCUACCAUCCCAUACCCUGGGGGUAUCUCACUCCGGCUUAAAUAUGCUUCAGGCAUCUCAGGUGGCUCCUCUGUAUUCAGGAACUGGAAUCGUACAAUCUGUUUCUGUGGGAGGAGUGGGAAUGGUGCAGUCUGGAUCGCUGGUGGGGAAUCCUUUCGUAGACCCCCUCUUGUUUGAACAAAGAAUGGGUCAGUCCAGUUUCUCUGGAGGGAACUGUCAAGCAGGAGUGGCUCACUUGCGAGGGUCCACUCCACAAGCUGGAGGUGGAGUCCCUUUCCAGCCGGAGUGGCUCUCGAGCAGUGGGUUGGGUGAGACUGUGAAAAACAACAAUCCAUUCAUGUUCUGACAACUUGACAGGUUAUUCUUUCCUAUGAGAUGCCGGGAUUAUAUUAAAUGGCCACACUGGGUAGGUUUACAUGUUUUAGCCUCCAGAAUAUCUACUGUUUAAGCUUUUAAAACAUAGCCAUAGGAGUAGAUUGCUUUCCUAUGUACGUUCCAGGCAGCCACUGGUUAUGUUGUGAAUUUUCCAUCAUACUUUUUGUCAACCUUAUAGUAUCAUCAAAUGUUAUUUCAGUUUUGUAGAGAGGGACUAUUAAGGUAACUCAUUGGAAGACUAGGCACAUUUAUUUGUAUAGCACCUUCCAAAUAACAAUAAAAUUCAAAGUGCCUCUCUAAGUGUACAAACAAUAAGCAAACAGUGAUAUUCUGAAAAGGAUUACGUGAAUUUGACCAUUUCUUGUAUUAAAAGGUUGAUUUUCAGCAACCUGAAUGCACCAAGAACAAAGAGUUUCCAAAACUAUUUACGUGACGAGUUCAGUCGUGAAAGUUCCUGCUUGUAACUGGACUAGCAUGUAUUAAUAGCAUUACUUUGACAAAAGAAUAAAUGUUUCAUUGGUUGACUGAACCAAUGGCAGCAUGGAAGGUAAGAAACAGUAUAAACAAUUAUGGUAUACUGUUGGAAAAUGGGCAGUAGUGACUUGUCAGGCUAAAACAUGCAAAGUCUCUAGUGUGAUCCUUUUUAAUUAAAUCCAUCACCUCCCCAGCUUACCCUUUCCUCCCCCUGAGAUCUACUCAUGUCCAAUUAAUAUAAAAGCCAUGGUUUAAAUGUAUGCAGCAUAAUAUAUUAACUGAAAUACACACAAAAUAUGUAUGAAACUGUGUACUUAUUUGAAACAAAGUCAUUUUCAUGCACAGGUCUAAGAAACAGAGAGCACCUUUGUGAGAGUGUCAUGUGGAAAUCCUGAAGAAUUACUGUUUAUGUGAGUGUUGUUUCAUUCUGUGACUGGUCCUUUAAAACACUGACAGGACUGAUCUGGGAAAGACGUCGCUGUAGGUUCUCAUUAAGUGUGCAUGUGUUUGUACAAGGCGGAGUGUGUGUGUGUGUGUGUGUGUGUGUGUGUGUUUGACCUGUAUGCACGCAGUGUGUGUGCAGUAUUUAUUGUGCUGAUGUAAAUAGUGGAAGUAAUCACAGAUAAACCUUGAAUUAUUCUGUAUAUUAAGAGUGUUACAAUCAUGAGUAACUAUUUAUCAAUUUAUUGAUUGAUUGAUUUAUUGCUUGAUUAUUUAUUGAUGCAACAAUGCAGCAGUGGCCUCCAAUAAAGAGAAGUUCAGGUUAACUUUCGUUACAGUGUCAUAAUCAGAACGGUUCCCCUGAUGGUAUUGAUCACAUGUGAUGUCAAGCAUGAUUGGCUCAAACCUGACUUGGCUGCUCAAACAAUGCAUUAUCAAUCAACUCAGUAACCAAUGGUGGCUUUCUCUUCCCUGUUUUGAGUUGUCGUUGUCAUUCUGGAUUCAUUGUGUAACUGAACAUGUCUUCGCUGUAUCUCCUGGCAUUAGACAAGAAACAGAAAUGUAUUAUUGUAUGAUGUUUAGCUACGGUGUUGGCUAAAUAAAAACCGAAUUUGAACAUA
Molecule: messenger RNA, 4800 nt
Organism: Micropterus salmoides (largemouth bass)
Lineage: Eukaryota; Metazoa; Chordata; Actinopteri; Centrarchiformes; Centrarchidae
Product: epsin-1-like
Exons: 11
Coding region: 261-3236 (991 amino acids)
Biological process (GO): endocytosis
Cellular component (GO): endosome; plasma membrane; clathrin vesicle coat
Molecular function (GO): phospholipid binding; clathrin binding
Source: RefSeq, a predicted model, not a curated record